AUGAAGAGUUCAAAGCACCAUGUACAAAUGACCAUUCCUCCUUCUCCUCCACUCGUGCACUCUGAACAUUCCUGUCAACAAUCACCACGACCUCAACUACGACCUCAACAACAACAAACGAAUUCUCUUGUGAAAGAGUUCGAUCAAGAGACAUCUCUCUUGAAUGCACUCUCCAAACUGAAUCAUUCCGCAAUAUCCUCCCAAGCAUUUGCUCCUCUGUUUACAAAUGACAUCACAACCUCCACAACUACCACAUCUCCCAUUGUCAUGUUUUCCUAUGAAUGGAUCAUGUCUGAUCCGACAGCACUUGCAUUGUUUGAGACUUAUUUGAAGGAACAUCAAAAUGACGAAUCGUUGCAAUGUGUCAUGCAAUUGAGAACUCUGCAACAAGAGAUUAAGAAAUUAUUAAAAAGAAUUCGAAGAGGUCAAGUGAAAUUGAGUGAUUUUGUGGAUGAAGAGUCUGUCACUUCCUUUUUCACCUUUCUUGAUGCUCAAUCAGAGUCGAAAAAGAAUGUUUCAAACAAGUCAUUACUUCCCAUUACGUUGUUUCAAAGCACUUCUUCGGAGGAGGAUGGACCCAUGACAAUAUCUGAUUCACAAAAUGCAACUUGUCGAAAGCCAGGAAUUCUCAUGAUGAGAAAGUUGUUGACACAAGUGCAAGAUUUGUCAUUGACUUUUUUAAGUGUCAACUCACCAAAAGAGUUGAAUCUUCCACAACAUGUAAGAAACAAAAUAUACAAUGCAGUGGUGGCUUUUUUGGAGAAAGUUCUCAAGAAAAUGUGGCUUGGAUGA
This is a messenger RNA of Naegleria fowleri, 792 nucleotides long. RefSeq lists its product as uncharacterized. The transcript has a single exon. Bases 1 to 792 code for a protein of 263 amino acids. NCBI's taxonomy places the organism in Eukaryota, Heterolobosea, Eutetramitea, Acrasida, Naegleriidae. The record is from RefSeq and is a predicted model, not a curated record.